CGGAAUUCAUUACCUCAACACGCGAUUGAAGCUCCAUCUGUUGACGCUUUCAAAAGAAAGUUGAAUCGACUGUAAGACCAUCAUUAUCAGGACAAAUACAGGCUACCUAGCUUGCUGUCCUUUCCAAACGGAAACUGAAAUGAAACUGAAGUAUCCUGUAGAGAUAUGAAGGUCGUUGAAACGUAUGAUGGUAGCGGCUGUUCAAAACACCUAGGAAAUGGGUUUAUGAAGUCUCAAUCAUUCAGUUUUUCUCCUAUGCCUUUGGAUUUCAUCCGCCCUCCACCCGCCCCAGUUUUCAACCCAACACCUGAAGAAUUUACUGACCCUAUUAGUUAUGUUCAACGUAUUUCCUCGAUAGCAUUUAAUUACGGAAUUUGUAAAAUACGCCCCCCAAAUGGUUGGAAGCCACCUUUCUGUGUCGAUCAACAAAACUUUACUUUUGUCCCCAGAGUUCAGGAGUUGUCUGAUGUUUGUGCGUACAAUCGUGUGAGAUACCACUUUAUUACUUCUCUGAUAAAUUUUUGGGAGGCUCAGGAUGUUACCCUGUUCGUCCCCCAAAUAAAAGGAAGAAGUAUCGAUAUUUAUCGAUUAUGGAAACAGGUUCAGAGUACUGGCGGCUACCAGACUGUGUGCGAAAAAAAGCUUUGGUGUAAAAUUUGUGGGGAAAUCGGCUUGCCAGCAGUUCCGUCUUUUGCCUCUUCUCUGUCCUCACACUAUAAGAAGUACUUAUUGCCCUAUGAUACAUUUAUCUCUGAUGAAUCGGUUAAUGAUAAUGAGCAUUUAGAGUUUUCAUGUUCAAGUCAGUCGCGAAAAAAUAAACCACCGGUUGAAAAGAUGGUAUGCUCUGUGUGCAACCUUGGUAAUGAUGACAAAUACCUCCUCUUGUGCGAUGGUUGUGAAACCUAUGGAGCAUGUCACACGUACUGCCUUGAUCCACCUUUGUCUGAUGUUCCCAAGGGAAACUGGUACUGUCGUUCUUGCAUAAUAAGAAGAUAUAAGCGGUUAAAUCGACAUGAAGUUUUUGGAUUUAAAAGCUCAAAUGUAAAAUAUACUCUUCAUACAUUUGGGAUUCGGGCUGAUGAUUUCAAGGCAAAGCACUUCGGAAAACCAACGCAUAUGGUUUCACUUGAAGAGGCUGAAGCGGAGUUUUGGCGCCUUGUUGGCUCCGAGGAUACUGGAGUAAGUGUGGAGUAUGGGGCCGACCUGAAUGCUCGUGAACAUGGGUCAGGCUUCCCAACUUCCCGACAAGGAAGGACCAGUCAGAAGUCGAAAAACUAUGUUACUUCACCUUGGAAUUUGAACAACACUCCUCUGUUAGAUAAUUCUGCUCUUAGAUUUUUACCACGGAAUAUAUCGGGAAUGAUAAUUCCUUGGUGCUAUGUUGGUAUGGCGUUUUCUUGUUUUUGUUGGCACACAGAAGAUCAUUGGAGUUACUCCAUUAACUAUCUGCAUAUGGGUGAGCCAAAGACAUGGUAUGGAGUCCCAACGAACUACGCGGAUGCUUUCGAAUUGGCUAUGCGUUCUGAGGUCCCUGAAUUGUUUGUCAAUUCUCCAGAUUUAUUGCAUCAUAUGACUACAAUGGUCUCACCAUCUAGACUCCAAGCACAUGGUGUCCCUGUUUAUCGUACUGACCAAAUGGUCGGUGAAUUCGUAGUAACAUUUCCUCGUGCUUUCCAUGCUGGUUUCAAUCAAGGAUUUAACUUUGCGGAAGCAGUCAACUUUUGUCCGGCAGAUUGGCUUGAAUAUGGGCGAAACUGUAUUGAACACUAUGCACUUUUACAUAGAACUCCAGUUUUCUCACAUGCAGAAUUGUUGUGUCGUAUGGCUAAGUCUGUUGAACCACUCAGUGUGGAAUUUCUAACGGUUAUCACAAAACAAUUAGGUGAUUUACUUACUACUGAACGUAGUUUAAGACGUCAUUUGGCGAGGAUUGGUGUUAGACUUACUGAACGAAUGGUUUUUGAAAAUUCGGAAGACGAAAAAAGAGAAUGUGAUUUAUGUAGGACAACACUUUACUUGUCGUCGUUGGGGUGUAAAUGUUCGGAAAGUAUGGUUUGUUUAGCUCACUAUCAAAUACGUACUUGUUGUCCCCGUGAUAGCCAAAUUAUGCGUUAUCGUUAUGAUUUAGAUGAAUUGACGGAAUUUAAGGAAAAAUUACAGUCAAAAUUAAUUGAAUUUGAACAAUGGAAGAAUCAAAUUGAAAAUGAAGUAUUUAGUGCAAUGCAAAACCCUGUUGAUACAGUGAAAUUAUCAUCUGCGCUCAAAACAGCAACUACUACUAAUACUACUACUGAAAUCAAUCAUAAUAAAUCUGGUAAUAAUUUAGAGCAGCAAACAGAUCUAUUGAAAUUAAAUAAUUAUUUAAAAUUAUCCAUUUGUGAUAAUGUUGAUAAUAGUGUUAAUAAUUCCAGUAUUGUUAGUAGUAAUAAUACUAAAGAAAAUGAUCGUGAAGAUAUUAUCGUUGAUACUAAACUAGAUACUGACAACAAAAAUGAACUUGCUACUGUGGAUUCAAAGCCUUCAUCGUCUAUUUCUUUGAAAAUUGAUCCAGAACAGCAUCAGAAAUUAACUCUGUUUGAUUUAAAUAAACUUUUAAAACUUGGUCGGUCACGACAGUAUCCCAAUACAUUAGUGGAACGUUUAAAUUACGUGGUUCAUACUAUUAGUGAAUGUUCAUCAGUCGUUCGCAAACUAAUUACCAGCUAUAAGAAUGCAUGUGAAUCAAUGAAAAUCACUCAAGAAACUGAAAUGAAAUCCCUCAAAUCUGAAUCGACAGAUUCAGGGCAUGAAGAAGAAGAUGACGAUCAUGAUUUUGAGAAUGAUGAUGAUGCUGAUAAUGAUAAUGGGGCUUCUGAACGCAAAGAAGAAUUAAAACAAAAUACUAAUCAAACUGUACACAAUAUAUUACACACUUCAACAUCUAGCAGAUCUAGUUCAGAAACAGAUGAUGAAGUUAGUAUUGAAGACUCUCGAAAUUCUACUGCUACUUCGUUUACUAAAAACAGUCGAAGGUUAAGUAGUAGUUUUCACGGUGAUGAUGAUGAUAAUGAUGAUUAUACAGAAAGGUUAGAACAAAGAGAAGAGGAUAAAACGGAGGUGACUAAUCAAAACGAACAAGUGAACGUUUCAUUAAGGGCCAACUAUCGUAAUAAUAAUAGUGAUAAUAGUAAUAAUAAUAAUAACAGUUGUCGUAAACUCAGGUCAAGAAGUACCAGUUGUCAUUACGCCAGUUCAAAUCGGACUAGAAAUAAAUCUUCCGCAUCAAAAGGUCCUUUUAUUUCGAAACUAACACUAAAUGAAUUCGCUAGUCUAGUUAAAUUAGCUUCAACUUUACCUGUUAUUUUACCGGAAUACAAAGAUCUACAAGAAUUAGCUGAUCAUAUCACUAGAUGGAGAAGUGAAGUGCGUGAUUUGUUAGUAAACCUAAACAAGAAACCUUUUCUUAAUAACAAUAAUAAUGGUAAUGAUAAUGUCAAUGUUAAUGAUGAUUGCAUUAUUUCCUCAUCUAUUUCCGACAUCAACACUACUACUAAUGAUAGCAGUAGUUUGUGUGAUCUAUUUAAAAUAGAGCUACAACUUCGAUCAGUACUGCCCUCCGUAAUAAAAGUUGCAGAAUAUAUCAACGUUGGCAGCGCGAUUGAUAUUGAACUACCCGAAUUAAAUCAAUUGAAAAGAGUUCAUGAAUGCCUAACAUGGUUAGAAAAAGUGGACAAAGCGUUGAAUUAUAAAUCAAAUUCUGUUCAUGAGAAAAUUGAAAAAAAUAUUACAAUUACCAGUAAACCAACAUUAAGUAAUCUAUGCGAUUUACAAAUUCAAGGAAGUCACGUAGCUUCAGCUAUUGCUUAUGUAAUGAAUAUCCCCGAAAAUGCCUAUUCAUCAUAUAAUUUUUCUUCACAUAGUUUAUUAGAUACAGUUUUAAGUAUUCAAAGUCGUCAUCUUUUAGAAACGAUAUCUACAGUAAAGUUGGUUGAAGAAAAAUUAAAUGAAAUUAUUCAAGCCAAACCUGGUAGUUUAUCUUUGAAUUCAGUCAAAGAACAAUUAAUUAUAGCCAAACAAUUACCAAUUCAAUUAACUGCCAUUACCAAUGUUCAAUUAAUAUGUGAGAAAGCAGAGAAAUAUGAGAAACAAUUUGAAUUAUUUGCAAAGUUACUCUUACAGAAUGUUUCAUUAUCACCAUCAUCACUGAAUGAGUACAAUCGAAACACUUUUAAACAAGAACAAUGUUGUUAUACAGAAGGGAGACAGAAUAAAAAAGAAGAAGAAGCAAAUACUGCAGAUAAUAAUGGUAUUAAUCAAUGUACUAUGGAUCAAGAAAUAUUAGACGAGGUUGGCUUAGGCUCAGUGAAUUCCACUCCAAUCAAUUGGCAGUCUUAUUUUAAUACAUUAGAAGAUAAUAUACAAGACUGUGUCAUAAAAUUCCCGCAGAAUGAUUCCAUAAGGAAACUACUAUCAGAUUUGAAUAAAUUCCAUGAAAAAUUAUCAAAAUUAUUUAUACGACCACAAUCAACUCGAAGUUUAUUAGAAAUUCUACUGCCUAGAUCAGCAUCUGCAUUAGAAUGGCUUAUUCGUUUAGAUGGUGAUCCAGAUAUUAUACCGGAUUCAUAUAGAAAUAAUUUCAAUUUAGAUGCAAACAACUGUCCACCUACUACAUAUAAACGGCAUACGCGUAGUCCACAUUUUCAAUCAUUAACAUAUAAAUCGUUAUGUAAAGAUCAUGUACAAGAAUUCGCUAAAAUUUCAAAUGUGUCUGAUUGGGAACAAAUGUAUAAUUCAACAUAUAAUCGUUUUGUUGAAGCUGAAGUUUCAUUAAUGCAUUAUUUGCGUAGUACGAAUAUGCGAAAAUCACGAGCGAAAAAUCAAGAGAAAAUUGUUUAUUGUAUAUGUAGACAGCCUGGACUUACUAGUUUUAUGCUUCAGUGUGAGUUAUGCCGUGAUUGGGUACACGGUCGAUGUGUUACACUCCCAGCUUUAAAGGAUUCAGAAACUGAACGUAUGAGAUACAUCUGCCCACGGUGUGAGUGUAGUUUAAGACCAGAUCUAAAACAAGUCUUUAAUUUUGUCUCAGAACUUAAUAAUCUUUUUUCAUGCAAUAAUGAUUCAAAUCAUGACCAAACAGUGAACAGCAACGACAAUCAACAUGAGAGGAGUUUGUGUUUUCAUCAGUUUCCAGAAUUCGUUGCAGUUCAACUACUUUGUUAUCGAGCUAUUUCCUUUAUCAAGCAUAUUCAAAAGUCGAUUGCAUCUAAUACAGAGCUAAAACAAGCUCUGUCGGAUUACGAACAUUUUUCCAAUAUGACUAUGCCUUCAAUCAACUUAAUAGAAGAGAAUAUUUCUGAGGAAUUAAUGUCAAGUUCAAAUUGUAAUGAUACUUCUCAAAUACCAACUAAUUCGAAAAAAAUUUAUCUUCCGACAAAGGGUACAUCACCACUUGAUCUUGCCUCUUCUUCUAAAAGUUCUUUAGGUUCUGAUCGUCGCUCUUCAAAUACCACUGUUCGAUCAAUAAUAUCGCAUUCACAAGAUUAUCUUGAUACUGAUUUUGCGAAAACGCAAACACUUGGUUCAUAUUUACCAACAUCUAGACCGCGAGCUGGUAACAUUUCAAUGCCUGCUAAAUCACCCUGGAAAGUAAUGAAUUCUACAAUGUCCAAAAUGGAAAUGUCAGCUAAUCGUAAUCCACGUGAAUUUAUCAUUCCUGAUGAAAUGCGUUCUUCUUCAUCAUCAUCAAGGCUGUCUAAUUUGGAAUUACAAUUUUCCAGUUAUAAACAAGGUUUUAAAUCACAAUCUUUAGGAUCAGAUAGCACUGUAUGCACGCAUUCAGGUGAACUAAAAGAAACGGAAGCUGCUGAAGCUUUAGCUGGUCUUUCAGCAUCUUUAAAUUCACAAUCUUCUAUUGUACAGAAACAAGAUUUAAGCUUAUCAUCAGUGUAUAAUCGACAUUCGUACAGUAAUUUCAAAACAGAUAUUUCAUUUGGUCAAUUGGGUAGUCGUAGCAAUUUAUCUGGUAAAAUUAUGAAUCAACGAGAUGUUGGUUUUAGCCCAUGUUCUACUGAUAGGUCAGAUUCAAUGCACUUUAAUAAACUUCACCAUGGUCCACUUUUAUCACCAAACCACAUUCGAGAUCUUUGCAAUGUUAAUCGUCUUGGUCAGUCCAAAAUUCCAACAACCGACCUCGAAACUACAAGAAAAACAUCUUGUUUACAAUCGACACGAAAAUUUUACUUCCCAUUGUCUGCAGAAGCUCGUAAAAUAUUAGAAAAUUUAAUAAUGGAAGCGUGCUUAUUAGAAGUACAUUUACCACAAACACGAUGGUUAUGGCAAUUGCAUUUAGCUUCCGAUCAAGAAACAGAAUCUUGUGGCGCCUAUCAUCCAUUUGUUGCGAAAAUAGAAGAAGAACGUCUUAAGCGACGAAUUUUACGUCAUAUCCAACAAUCAAAUCAAUCAAAAUUAUCUGAACGAUUUAGGGCUGGUCGACGAAAAAGAAGAGGUUCUGGUUCAGUAGGUAAUUUUGUCAACGUAUUGAAUAAAAACAUGGAACAUUCUGAUGAUAGCAACAUAUCUUUAACUGAAAAUAGUGAGUUACAAAAGCGCCAACGUCAUAGUCCGAUAUAUUCAGAAGCAGAGGAAAAACAGAGUGGUUCAUCAUCAGUUUCAGAUCCUAUUACUCAUCCUACACUUAUUCCUCGCAGGAAGGCUUAUCGUUUAAGAGGUCGUGCAUCAGAUCUGACUAUAGCAAGACGAUAUAAAAUGGGUAGACCUAGACGUUUGUUGCCUGUACGAAGUCGGCGUUCAGUUCAACGACCGUCUCACGCUAUUGGUUAUAGGUCUAUGCGCUCCACUGAACAGAAACAUUUUUAUAAUCCUACUAUGCGAAAUGUGCUACAACAAGAAUGUCAUACAAUGUUAUCUAACAGUAAACAAUGUAAAAUGCCAACUAACAGGCGUGCUAGAAAUCUAAGUGGCCAAUUAUGCAUGGCUUCUCGCAGAACUGGACGUGUUUAUCGUGGAGAACGUCUUGUACGGCGUCUGCACGCUUUUUCUAAUAAUGAAUAUAGUGAUUCGUCAACAAGCGAAGAACACUUGGAAACGACACCAACAAAUGAACAAUAUCACUCAAGACAUGGAUCAAUACCGUAUCGUAAAAUGACGUCCGGUUAUUUCAGUUACAGUGUCGGGAGAAAAAGGUCAGCUUUUAGACAUGCUAGACUAAGUGGAAUUCGAUCAACAAUGGCAGCAACAAAAACAAUGUUAAAUAAUGAUGAAAGUGAAGAUGAGAAUGUAGAUUGUGCUACAGAUGAUCAAGCGUCUAAUUACGAAGAUGAUGAGUGCCCAGCAGGACCAUGUCUACAUCCACAAACUGGUACUGUAAAAUGGGUACAGUGUGAAGCGUGUUGUCGAUGGUAUCAUCAGAUAUGCGUCGGAAUUCAUCAUCAUUUCCAGCUUCCUAAAGUAUAUUUUUGUCCUACAUGCCAUCAACGUGCUACUCACGGUCUCACUGUACGUCGGAAGCAACUUCCCACUGUUAAAAAUUUUAGUAGACUUCCUAGUGAACGUUUUCCUGAUAAACAUCCAUCAAAACUUCAUUUACGUACAAAAGCAACAGCUGGAAGUCCUCUUAAGUUAGGAUCACAUUUAUCACGGCGUCCAGUCGGUUGGACCACUAAAUCAGCAGUAUUAUCACCUCGUUUACCUAAAUUACGUCCUUAUAAUGGUCCGGAAGUUUCAAAUGUGCUUGAUGAUGACUAUGACGAUGAUAAUGAUAAAAGUAACAAUAAUACCACUGAAGAAAAAGAUGUGAAUUCCACAUUGAAUCAAGAUAUUCCAGUUUUGACUAGUCAACUAGUAGUUGAUAAUUGGUGUGAUAUUUCUCAAAGUUCUGAAGAACCUUCAAUAAAGAUACCUGUUAGUUCGCCACGCGAAUCUGUACACAUGGAUGAACCUCCUGUUAUUGAUGCAUAUGAACAUGUUCCAAAUAGUACGUUUAAUUUCUUUUUUAACUGUUAGCUUCUAUUCUACUAACAUAUUUACCAGUUAGAUAAGUUUAUUUUUCCAGCUUAGCUAUGAAGCAUUGACUACAAUUUAAUCAUUCAAUUAACAAACAAUAGGUUUGAACGUCACUGCAAUAACCACAAUCUAAGAAUCCAGAUAGGAUUUUUUACCACACUUUAAGCAGCGAAUAUGCAGAGAACACAAAAUUGUACUUGGUUAAUGGUUUAGAAUCAAUUAAAAUUAAUCCUGAAACUCCAUCUUAUAAUGAUGAAUUUACUCUAAAAUUCAGAAACAGCAACUAUUUGAUAAUAUUUUAACGUUGUUUUACUCUAUUUCAUUCUUCCAGAUUGUGUGUCUUUAAAGGAUGUUUUAUUUGAACUAUUGGAAAAUAGUGGAACUUUAAUUUAUUAGGUUUGCUUUUGAUGUAAUGCUUUGUCUUUUAUCCGCUUUUUUAUUAUUUUGAAUUUAUGUACAGAUGCUCUUCUGAAGUAGAAUAUACAUCCGUCUCUACAAUGUUCCGAACCAGUAGUAAUGUUAAAUAAUCCAUUGUUAAAAAUCAAGUUUUUAUUCAUCAGUUUCAAGCUACUAGUCGUUGUCAUAUCACAGCAGUUACGGUGUACUGCGCUAAAGGUAUAGGGAUUUGUUUGAUGCGCUUUGUUUCUCAAGUUCAUAUAUUCUUUGUUUUAUCAAUUUCUAUAGGUUUGCAACAAGGGAAUUGUUAAAAAAAGUUUGGAAUGAGUGUAUUAUUUUAGUAUCUACUCGAUUUACCAUCAGAUUUUAUGUGUUUUUUUACCUCUAUUUUCAUAACAUUCUUAUACUAUUUUAUAUGGUCCAUUCUACAGCUGCCUUACUGCCUACACCUAUCAUGGUCUGUUUUCCUUUUCUGUUCAUUAUCUCUUCUUCGAUUACUACUGAUACUAUUACUACUCCUACUACUCUGGGAUUUAUCUUAAAAUAUUUUUUUUCGUUGACUGAUGUGAUGUGGAAACUUGAACCGAAGUACAUACGUAUCAGGUUUUACGCCGUGUAUGACUGACUGGCCCGAUCUGUGUUUAAUUUGAUGUAUGCAAGGAAUAUCACCCCUUUGAGCAAGUAGGUCUCAACUGUUAGUGUCAUGUAGUAGAUUUUUUUGAAACUUUAAUCACCGUGCGGUGGUACGAUUAUUUAUAAUUUUGAAAAAAAAACAAGUUUCCGUGAGUUCAUUUACUGAAGCAUUGAAAUAAAAACGAGUUUUAUGGUAUGACUGUCAAGUUUGUAGUUUCCACUGCUGUAUAUUGUCGCGAUAAAUUAUAGGGGAUUUCUGGACUUCCAUAAUUUUAUCCUCUUUAAAAUUGUUAUUCUACUUUUUUCUGAUGGAUUUUCUUGUGUGGUUUUUGGGUGGAGCAGUGGCUUGGUGGGUUGAUUGAGAUAUUCAACUUUCGGUCACCAGGUUCCAUGUUCGUACCCUGUUGCACGUCAGUUUACGCAACCGAGUAGUAUCAUUAGCCCACACAUUUAGUGAAAUUUUGUUUUCUUUCUUAUACAUUUGAUAGAUUAUACUAAUGAUGAAGAUGCUGUUGAAGUUUCAAAGGGACCAACGGAGGUUCUCUUGGAAGCAUUAGAUGUUAUGAGUAGUGAAAAUCAUUUCAAAUAAUUUUACUUGAUUAUCCUGACGUGUGUUAUUCUCCACAUUGUACUACAAUCAUCAACAGUUUUCAUAUUUAAUAGUCAAAUAUUUGACAGCUCAUCACGACAAUGUCUAUUUUAUAUUCGUUUAUUGAACAGAAGUAAUUCCAUGAAAUUGUAAGGUGUGUAUACAUGUUGAUGGUCAUUACAAUUUGUAAAUUAAUAAAUGAAAAUAGUCUUUUAGUGACUUAAAUGCUAAUUUCAUUGUUUUUUUUUGGAAAUCUUCGUUUAUCAGGUUUUAUAUAUGUAAUUGAUAAAUCAUCUCUGUACACAUUGUUUUCCUUUACUCAAUUCGGAUCAUUUUUCAUAUAUUUGAUCGUCAUUGUUUUAUCUUUACAUAUAUUAUUGUCAUCGAUUUAUCUUUCCUCAUAUUACUGUAAAAUGAACAUGUUUAUUUUUCAUACAUUGAUGAUUAUAAACUGCACCAUCUUCAACAGUAAUUUGUCGAGAUUUCACUUAAAACAUUACUCGAAAUUGUUUGAUGCACAAUACUAUAGCAAUACGUUUCUUUUUUCAUUUAGAAUUAUCAGUUGUUUUUGUCACUUGACCUAUUCGUAACUCCAUAUUAUUAUACUACUCGAUAAAUGUAUCUUCUUUGCAAACGUACACAAUAAUCAUUCUCCCAUAAAUUUUGUUGUUAAUUUUCGAUUUGUUUCUCGGACUGUUCUCUUUAUUGUUAUAUCGAAAGUAAUGAAAAAGUACCGCCUCAAUGACGUCAGCGUAGCGUUAUUAUUAUUUUUAUUGUUAGCAAUGCCACUUUUUGAAUAAGUCCGUAUGUUUUCAUAAAUUUUUCCAUUUUAUCACUCUAAUCAGGGAUAAUGAUUUGGGUGAAUAAUUUUGAAGGAAGAUGAAAAUGGUUACUCGUUUGCAGCUGUUUGUUAUAUGCAUUUGUUUUUUUUACCAAAUAUGAUUACUACGUAAGAUUUCGCCAAUAAAGGCUUCGUAAAAAUUUCAUAAAUGUUCCAUUCUACACUUAUACAUUUUGUAUAAUACUUAAAGAAAAAUGGUACUGGAUUAUUCAUUUUGCAGCCAUUUGUUCAUUAGUUGCAGGACGUUUAAUUGUUGCAGUUAUCAUUGAAUUAUUUGAAUCAUUGAUUACAGUGUGUUAUUCUGUUUAACAUGGUCCAGAUAACCUGUUAGGAUUAAGCUAGUAUACGGAAGAUUUAAUGGAACCUUAUAGUUGAUAGAUAUAAAUGGUUAUUAGGCAUAUGUUGUUAACUGCAUUAUGACAUUAAUCACAUAUUUUUGGUUGUCCUAAAUCUCUUUUUUUUAAAUGGAAACGUUUCGCACUAUUUAUUUCUAUUUCUUGAUCAUGUUCUUAAAACAGCUUUUGUGAAACAUAAUUAAAUGAAUGUUAUUAAAUGAUUAAGGGUAAUUUUGGUCUUUAGCUUUUAAUGGAUUGGACCGUGGGAACCACAUGCCAUCAUUUGAUAUUUAACAACUAGGUUUAAAUCUUAGUAGUUUAAUCACUACUUACAACCAUUGGGUAGCAGGAUUAAUUCUUGGCUAUUCUGGUGUGUUCAUCAGUCCUUAUACAAUAAAAUCAUGAAUCUAACCGCUGUACACCAACCUUUAUGUACGUUAAAUGAAUUGGAAAUUUUUUUACGAAAGAAAAUUUUGUCUUAGAAUUUAGUUAAUAAAAUAUUGCAUUAUUAGAUUUCGAUAGUUUUCAUUUCUAUCCAUUCAUAUAUACUCUUCAUUUGUUCAGGUUAAAGUGUAUAUUUUAAAGAUGCUGCUUGCUUGAUCAUCCUAAUUCUUGCUAAUUUUAUUCAGAUCACGAACCAAUCCAAGCUAGACAACUAUUGAAUACCUGGAAGCAUUGAACUGUCGUUUCGUCUCAUCAACGUGCAUUGACAACGUUGUAACCGGGAAUUGAAUCUAAAAAAAGGAAGAUGGUCGUGCAUUAUCGUGGGUUGAUCAAACUUAGACUUGAACACUAUUGGAUUCAGGUCCAGUGGUCUUGAGGUUAAGCGUUUAUGUGUGAGGCCGACGGCCCUGGGUCCAAUUCCCGGUAUGGGGUGGUGGUUGCGCACUGCUAAGGAGUUUGAUACCAAGACAAAACGGCUGUCUCGUGCUUCCUUAUUUCUAAUGUUUAUCGAACUUAGAUCGAUUUGUGUUCUCCAUUGAAUUCAGCGAUCUUCGUAAUCCGUUAUUGAUACUUUUAUUGUUAGUAUCCUGAUGCAAUGAAAGAACUAAAAAGCGAGUGCAGUCUCAAUAAAAAGUGAUAAACGCUAGAAAUCAUUUAUAUACGAUCUGAGAAUUAAUAAAGAAAAUAAACAAUUCGUAAACAUCUGCUUUUAUUUAGUCGUUUGUUUGAUUAAACCGGUAUUUAUUCAUAUGACUCUUGAUUCUAACAGACUACCAUGAUUGCAAAAAAUAAUAAUAUGGUUCGUUGUAACUCUUCGAUUACGCAAUAGAUACGCUUUUAUUUUAUCACUCGUUUUUUUAGUUGUACUUAACUAGGCGUAUUCUUUGAGAAUUGUAUAGAAAUAUUCACGUAACGAAAUUGAAAUACUGUGCAUUGUUGUUUAGUUGAAUUCAAUAAAAUAUCUUUUUUUUGUAAAAGUAGACAGAAGCAAGGAAUUUAUUAAAGUAUACAUCUUUACAACAAACUAAUUAUAACAGUGAAUUAUUUUCCGAAUGGUAUGUUUCUUCCCAGAUUAAUAAUUCUUUACCAUAAGCAGCUGCAAUGUAUAUUUUAUUCCUUUCUUGUAAAAUGAUUGAUUUGAUAAGUGGAAAAGAUGAUAAAAAAGGUUGAUUCUCAUUCAUACAAGCAUUAUAUACAUACUGUGGUCCAAUAAUUUUUUUAGAUUUAAUAUGUAAACCAUUAGAAUAGAAGUUUAAUAAUUGAAUUUCAGUUUGAUACUUAUUUAAUGAUGAUCGUGUCAAUAUAAUUAACUGUAAAUAUGAUAAUAUUAAGUGAUAUGUUUUAGUAUUUGUAGAAGGAAGUAUAAAUACCGGGAUGAUUGAUUCCACUUUACCAGUUAUCUCUAAACAUAAUGACGACGAUGAUUCCGUUUGAGUUUUAAUCAAAUCAUCAAUUGAAUAUAUCCAUAAGUUUGUAAUUUCUGUUAUUUUAUUAGUCGCGUAUAUCAUAAUAUAAGGAUUGCCAAGUUUAUCAUGACUUUCUUCAUCGUCUGUAAAAAAAAAGGAUUAGGAGGAUAAAUCGAUUUAUCAUCGGAAAUUUAAUUUAUUAAACGUUGAAAAGAACUCUCCCUUCAGACCGGCCAAAUUAACCCCCAGAUGGUAUUUAUUAGUCUCCACAAUGGUGAAAGUACUCCGCAGAAGGUCUCCUAUAUGUCCUACACCCAGCCAGUCCUCAGGAACACGGUUUCAAACAACCUCGGCUAAGGGAACUGAGUAAACCUGGGCCACCCCGAAGGACAAGCAGCGGGAUUCCGACUCGCGAAAAGAAAGAGAAUAGCCCUCCUUUUACCCUAGCCGAUAGUCGAUAUUCUGGUGAGUUUCACCCAUGCUACUGGAGGCCUACAGCACUGACACUGCAUAUGAAUUCGGCGACGCUUAGCCAACUAGCACCGUGUUUUCAGUAGGAACCACGAAGAGGUAGUUUCCACGCAACUAUAACACACGAAAGGACCAAAAACCAUUAUUAAAUUAUCCAGAGGAUAUAAUAAAUGCUCAUAUCCCGUUUUAGGUCAAGGGUUCAAGACUGUAUUAGCUCUGAACAUGGUCACUUGCGGCCUAAACGGAGUCGUAGUUGAUAAAUCAUAAGACAAUUCAUAAGAUGAUUCGUCUUUUGUGAUAUUCGUGCAUUUUUUCAGUAAAAGUAUAUGUCGGAGUGGUAAUGAGUUUUAAUUAUCGCGUUAGAAAAUCACUGUAUAAUAUAUUUUUUGGAAAUAUACUAUUUUCUUACUAUUUAGCUUCUUGUUUUAAUGUUUUCAUAUCCAUUCUUAAUUAACUUGCAACGUACAAUAAACGUUCGAUGU
Messenger RNA from Schistosoma rodhaini, 13598 nucleotides. The record is from the annotation of a GenBank genome assembly. NCBI's taxonomy places the organism in Eukaryota, Metazoa, Platyhelminthes, Trematoda, Strigeidida, Schistosomatidae.